This is a messenger RNA of Ectocarpus sp. CCAP 1310/34, 1083 nucleotides long. The record is from the annotation of a GenBank genome assembly. NCBI's taxonomy places the organism in Eukaryota, Phaeophyceae, Ectocarpales, Ectocarpaceae.
AACGUGAGAAAAAUCAGUUCUUGGAUUAUGGGGAUGCGGCCUAGGGUGGUGCCCUUCCGUCAAUUUCUUCGAGUGGGCAAGUACAAGGUGCGCCUGUUCGACAUCACGCAGGAAAGGUGGAGGACCAUCACGGUAGAUGACAACAUCCCCACCAGGCACGGAAAUCCCAUCUUCGCAAAGCCCAACGGGAAGGAGCUGUGGGUCGUCCUCCUCGAGAAGGCCGUCGCCAAGUUCUGCGGCAGCUACUCGAACAUCGCCGGAGGGUUCGAGGCCUGGGGGCUCAAGGUUCUAACGGGGAACCACGUGUGGACCUUCAGGCGCUUGAAGCCGGCUCGACCGGGAAAGCCUGGCCAGUGGAGGCGUUACGAGUUUCUGUUCAAGCCCUCCGCGGACAACAAGCGCGACGCCUCCAGCGUCGGCACCGAGGAGGUCCACGAGAGGGUGAAUGAUAAGCUUGAGGGCAUUCAAUUGUUUCAAGGAGAGGGAGCUGUUUGGCGCAGCGACAAGUUUUGGGGGGUGCUGCUGACGUACGCGCACGGGCGCAAGGGCGCCAUGUGCUGCAGCAUCACGGGCCCCGUGGAACCCCCGCGUGAUAGCACUGCAGAUGGUGGCAGUGACAACAGGAAAAGCGGUGCAGCCAGCGAAACCGCGCUAGCGGUGGCAAGUCGACACGUGCCUCGUAACCAAUUGGCAGUUGCUGGUUCGGAAAUUUCGUGGCUUCCGGAUUGGGACGUGGUACACACGUGCAUUCGUACGUACGUGGCACCGGAACCUGCCGGUGGGUGCGGUAUUGUUGCACCCGAGCACGUGGAGUUGAUGGGCUGGGCGAGAAGUGCAUCGGCUAGUGUGAAGCCAGACGUAACCGCUGCCGUAGCGCCUAGGCUGUUUGCAGGCAUCGGAGCUCACACGGAUGUGUUUUGCCUGCCCGUUGCUGUCCCGCAGUCGGAGAGAGUGCGGAAGGACGGGUUGAUCGAGAACCACGCGUACUCCAUCAUGAGGGCCAUCGACAUGCACGGGGAGAAGCUCAUUCAGAUUCGCAACCCCUGGGUGAGGCGAAAAAUAUUAUGGCGUGAACAUUCUUGA